CUCGCCAUAUUAGACAUUCUCUGACCCCGCUUUAAAAGUUCGGCCAAAGCAAAACCUGUUUGUUAGGAUGAUGAAAGACAAACAGACAGGAUUCUUUUCUAAAACCCUCUGGAAACACUGCCACUCGUAUAGUGACUAUUUCUUUUCUUUGAUAGGUUUGAUAUAGUAUCAUCAUGGCCACUUCAACCAGUUCAAAACUGUGCAAAGCUGUGAAACAGCAGUAUAUGGACCUCCCUCAGGGAGACAAGGUUCAGGCUAUGUACAUCUGGAUUGAUGGUACCGGAGAGGGAUUGAGAUGCAAGACCAGGACUCUAGAUUCAGAACCUAAGACCAUUGAAGAUCUUCCUGAAUGGAACUUUGAUGGCUCCAGCACAUAUCAGUCUGAGGGGUCCAACAGUGACAUGUACUUGAUCCCACAAGCCAUGUUCAGAGACCCUUUCAGGAGGGACCCCAACAAACUGGUUCUGUGUGAAGUCCUCAAAUACAACCACAAACCUGCAGAAACCAACCUUCGCCAGAUGUGUAAAAAGAUCAUGGAUAUGGUGCUGAACCAGCAUCCUUGGUUUGGAAUGGAACAAGAAUACACUGUUCUCGGCACCGAUGGUCAUCCAUUUGGUUGGCCCUCCAAUGGCUUCCCUGGACCUCAAGGUCCAUACUACUGUGGAGUGGGAGCUGAUAAGGCCUAUGGACGAGAUGUUGUAGAAGCCCAUUAUAGAGCCUGUCUGUAUGCUGGAGUAAAAAUCUGUGGCACCAAUGCUGAAGUCAUGCCUGCACAGUGGGAAUUCCAAAUUGGGCCUUGUGAGGGCAUUGAGAUGGGAGACCAUUUGUGGAUGGCCCGCUUCCUCCUGCACAGGGUUUGUGAGGACUUUGGUGUUGUGGCCUCUUUCGACCCCAAGCCCAUUCCAGGGAACUGGAAUGGAGCUGGCUGCCACACCAACUUUAGCACGAAGGAGAUGCGCGAGGAUGGGGGUUUGAAAUACAUUGAGGAGUCAAUUGAGCGGUUGGCCAAGAGACACCAGUACCAUAUUCGUGCCUAUGAUCCUAAAGGAGGGCUGGACAAUGCCAGACGACUGACCGGCCAUCAUGAGACCUCCAACAUCAAUGAGUUCUCUGCUGGAGUGGCUAACCGUGGUGCUAGCAUCCGAAUUCCAUGAUCUGUGGGCCAGGAAAUGAAGGGCUACUUUGAAGACCGUCGUCCCUCAGCCAACUGCGAUCCGUACGCAGUCACUGAAGCUCUUGUACGCACGUGUCUGCUCAAUGAAGAGGGUGAAGAGCUUGUGAAA
Molecule: messenger RNA, 1283 nt
Organism: Cyprinus carpio (common carp)
Lineage: Eukaryota; Metazoa; Chordata; Actinopteri; Cypriniformes; Cyprinidae
Product: glutamine synthetase
Cellular component (GO): cytoplasm
Molecular function (GO): glutamine synthetase activity
Source: RefSeq, a predicted model, not a curated record